CAGUGGGCAGGUCGCCAUCUUGAUUUUGCAGAGGCUUCCGCUAUUCCUCCACGGAGUGAAUUUUGCUACUUUCGUUAACUCGUCUGCCAGAGCUCUUUGAGUUUUGGAGGAAUUCAGUGAAGUAAAAGAUGACGGGACGGCAACCGGCCUGUGUCAUCGACAAUGGAACGGGGUAUACAAAAAUGGGUUUUGCUGGAAACACAGAGCCACAAUAUAUUUUGCCAACAGCUAUUGCCAUAAAGGAAUCUGCUAAAGUUGGAGACCAGGCUCAGCGGAGAGCUGCCAAGGGUAUUACCGAUUUAGAUUUUUACAUUGGUGAUGAAGCAGUAGAGGCUCCAGGUUAUGCAACAAAGUGGCCUAUUAGGCAUGCUAUUGUUGAAGACUGGGACUUAAUGGAAAGAUUCUGGGAGCAUUGUAUAUUCAAAUAUCUGCGAGCUGAACCAGAAGACCAUUAUUUCCUUCUUACCGAACCACCAUUAAACACACCUGAAAACAGAGAGUACACUGCAGAAAUUAUGUUUGAGUCAUUUAACAUUCCAGGCUUGUACAUUGCUGUGCAGGCUGUGUUGGCUCUUGCUGCAUCAUGGACUUCUCGUCAAGUUGGAGAAAGGACACUUACUGGUACAGUGAUUGAUUCAGGAGAUGGUGUGACUCAUGUUAUUCCAGUGGCUGAGGGUUAUGUCAUUGGCAGCUGCAUAAAACACAUUCCCAUUGCUGGCCGCGAUAUUACCUUCUUUGUUCAGCAACUUCUUCGUGAACGUGAAGUAGGAAUACCACCAGAACAGUCUAUGGAAACUGCUAAAACCAUCAAGGAACGCUGGGGCUACAUCUGCCCAGACAUUGCAAAAGAAUUUGCAAAGUAUGAAGCUGAACCAGCCAAGUGGAUCAAGAAGUAUGAGAGUGUGAAUGCUAUUACCAAGAAGCCUUUUGCGGUAGAUGUGGGAUACGAGCGAUUUUUGGGCCCGGAAAUUUUCUUCCACCCGGAGUUCUCUAACCCAGAUUUCACCACCCCUCUGUCUGAGGUUGUGGACAACGUGAUUCAGAACUGUCCAAUUGAUGUCCGUAGGCCUCUCUACAAGAACAUUGUGUUAUCUGGUGGUUCAACCAUGUUCCGUGACUUUGGCCGCCGCCUUCAACGUGACAUCAAGCGUGCAGUAGACGCUCGACUAAAACUUAGUGAGCAACUAAGUGGAGGACGCAUCAAGCCGAAACCAAUUGACACUCAAGUUAUAACCCAUCACAUGCAACGCUAUGCUGUGUGGUUUGGAGGAAGUAUGCUGGCUUCUACGCCGGAAUUCUACACAGUAUGCCACACCAAGGCGGAUUACGAUGAGCACGGACCUAGCAUUUGUCGUCACAAUCCCGUGUUUGGCGCCAUGUCUUGAGAACAAAGUUCCAUUCUUUAGGUCACUUUUAGGUUCCGUCGAAAUUCACUUUGAUCUUUGCAAGAUAAUUGUUAAAUAGAAACUUUUUACCAGUCUUAUGCUGAGAGUAAUCGUUAUUCUUUGGUUAGCGGCAGGUUCUUGACCACCAGUCGCUGAAUUCGGGUACUGUAGACUCUUGGUUAAAGGUUGAGCUUUGACUGAAAGAGUCAGCAGUUUUCAUUGUAACUUCAGAAAUUAAGCAUACCUCUAAAGAUUGUAGCAGAUAAUUAUAUUGUUUUUUGUA
Molecule: messenger RNA, 1668 nt
Organism: Pocillopora verrucosa
Lineage: Eukaryota; Metazoa; Cnidaria; Anthozoa; Scleractinia; Pocilloporidae
Product: actin-related protein 3
Biological process (GO): Arp2/3 complex-mediated actin nucleation
Cellular component (GO): actin cortical patch; Arp2/3 protein complex
Molecular function (GO): actin filament binding
Source: RefSeq, a predicted model, not a curated record